UCCAGUCCUCGUUCUGCCUGCGGACUGCACGGACACAGAGGUUCUCCCGGAGAAGGGAGAAAUUUUUUUUCGUUUGAGGAUAAGCCCAUCCACCCGCCCUGUGACCUGUCAAUUUCGUUGAUAACGUGGGGACCCAACGGGGAUUAUAAAUAAUUCUGUAUUUACAUGAAUAUUAUAAUCAUAUAUGCAUAUAUCUAUGGGUGUAUAUAUAAAAUCAAGCUCUCGUAAUACUUACGUCGUAAAAUUGGCAAAUUCGGGAAUAUCAACUCGCUACCUCCCUCGCUCUAUCGCUCAGUCUCUCUCUCUCUCUCUCUCCCCGUCUCUUUUACUUUACUCGUGCUCGCCUCUCAACUCUUUACUUUCUCAUUUCCGCACGAAUUCGUCCCCGGGGGCGGAGAACAAGAAAACAAAAAAAUACUUGAUCGGUGCGUGAGUGAGAGUGCAAGAGAUAAUAAAAAAAACAGACGAAGAGACGGACAGAGUGCGUGUGUUUUGUGUUGUGUUCGCGAGGCGAAUAAUUUUGCCUUGCGCUAUGUGAACGUACGAGAGAGAGCCGCCUCCGAAUGAAACAGAGGAGAGUCAAGUGUUAAAAAAGUUUAUGGGCUCGUGCGUCCGCUCUAUCAGUUGUACACCGUCAUUGAAAAACGUAUGCAUAUACACAUAUAUGUUUGAACACGACAACGAUAAACAACCUUAGUCCUAACGAAUAUCCGAUUCACUGUGAAACCUUAAGACUAUUGGAGCUAUCGAAACAUAACGAAUGUAGUGGGGAUUCUGUAAUUACAAAGGAUCGAAAACAAAAGAAAUAUUUCAAUGUUCGUCGUGUGUGUUUUUCGGAUUUACCGUGCCGGAUUGCGUGAGUGCAUACCGUGAAUUUAAUCACGAGUUACUUCAAAAAGAAUUCAUCAAUUCGGAAUUUGCAUUAUUGUAUAUUUUUAUUUUAUUUUUAUUUUAUUUUCCUUACAUUCGGCUCCGUAUCGAAGCAGUGACUUAGAAGAAAAUAAAUAAUACAAAGUGAACGCGUGGCUAGUGUGAAUUAUGGAAGAUUCUGAGAGAUGAACAAUUUGUCGCAAGGCGAACGACGAGACGACGUCGACACAAAUUUCGAAUGAACGACAACAAAAACUAGAACGAAAUAAAAGUGCUCCAUCGAAAAUAAAAAAAUCACUCAACCCACGAGGAAUUUGACUGUCUUUUUCUCGGCCUCGCAGUGGUAGGAGAUCAGAAACAACUUUUUUUUUCUUUUCUUUCGUAACUUCCGGUCGUGUGGUCCAUCUCAAGGGAUAUUUCAUAUCCCCUGAGAGACAGCAAAAAGGUAGAAAAACGUCCCGAGCAGUAACGGACGGGUUAAAACUAUCGUUGCGAAAAAAGAGAAGUCAAUUAGUGGAAAAAAAGAGAUAAAGAAUUCACACGUCCGGUCCUUUCUCAGUCCGUGGCUCUCGCCAUCGGCGUCGUCGCGGUCGUUGACGAAGAAGGGAGCAAGUGCGUGCGACGUAAACCCGCGAGGUGGAGGGAUAUAAAGACAGACAGGACGAUUUUAGUGAAACAAGGAGACGAUAGAGGUGGCGGAGGAGGACGAGGACGACGAGAACGCUUACUGACGGGGCUCAUCCGCUAACCGACCAAGAUGGCGGACCUCGAGGCGGUCCUGGCUGACGUGAGCUAUCUAAUGGCUAUGGAGAAAAGCAAAUGCACACCAGCCGCGAGAGCUAGCAAGAAAAUCGUUUUACCUGAUCCUAGUGUCCGGAGCGUAAUGCACAAAUACUUGGAGAAGAAAAACGAAGUAAACUUCGAUAAGAUAUUCAAUCAAAUUUUAGGAUCCCUUUUAUUCAAAGACUUCUGCGAAACUGUAGCGGAAGAACCAAUAUCUCAACUUAGGUUUUACGAAGAGAUAAAGGCGUACGAGAAACUCGAGUGCCCCGAAGAGAGGAGAAAACACGCGCGAGAAAUCUACGACAAUUUCAUAAUGAAGGAAUUAUUAGCGCACACACACGAGUAUUCCGCCGAGGCUGUCUCACACGUACGUCAAUACCUUAUGAAGAAUGAAGUUCCCGUUAAAUUGUUCGAGCCUUACAUCGAGGAAAUAUUUAAUCAUCUGAGGGGAGAGCCGUUCAAAAAGUUCCUGGAAAGCGACAAAUACACCCGAUUUUGUCAGUGGAAAAAUCUCGAAUUAAAUAUUCAACUGACAAUGAACGACUUCAGUGUUCAUCGUAUUAUCGGACGCGGAGGCUUCGGCGAAGUUUACGGCUGCCGCAAGGCCGACACUGGCAAAAUGUACGCGAUGAAGUGCCUCGACAAAAAACGUAUUAAAAUGAAACAGGGCGAAACGUUGGCCCUCAACGAAAGGAUAAUGUUGUCCCUAGUCAGUACCGGGUUCGACUGCCCAUUCAUCGUGUGUAUGACCUACGCGUUUCACACACCCGACAAAUUAUGCUUCAUUCUUGAUCUCAUGAACGGUGGCGACCUUCAUUAUCAUCUUAGUCAUCACGGUGUUUUCGACGAGCCCGAGAUGAAAUUUUAUGCGGCCGAAGUGAUACUAGGUCUGGAACAUAUGCAUCGAAGAGCAAUCGUCUAUCGUGACCUCAAACCUGCCAAUAUAUUGUUAGAUGAGCAUGGCCACGUUAGAAUAUCGGACCUCGGACUUGCUUGCGAUUUUUCAAAGAAAAAACCUCAGGCCAGUGUCGGUACUCAUGGUUACAUGGCUCCGGAAGUUUUGUCGAAGGGAACGCCGUAUGACUCAAGCGCUGAUUGGUUUUCCUUUGGAUGCAUGCUGUACAAACUUCUCAAGGGUCAUAGUCCUUUCAGACAGCACAAAACAAAAGACAAACACGAGAUAGAUCGCAUGACGCUUACGAUGAAUGUCGAAUUACCCGAAAGUUUUUCGCGGGAGCUUCGAUCGCUUUUGGAAGGUUUGCUACAACGGGAUAUUAGCCAAAGGCUUGGUUGUCAAGGGGAAGGAGCUGACGAGCUAAAAAGGCACCAGUUUUUCAGUGGUAUAGAUUGGCAACAGGUUUAUCUACAAAAAUACACACCGCCGCUUAUUCCCCCGCGUGGUGAAGUCAACGCAGCCGAUGCUUUUGACAUCGGUUCCUUCGACGAAGAAGACACCAAAGGCAUAAAACUCACAGACGCUGAUCAGGACCUUUACAAAAAUUUUCCUCUCGUCGUGUCGGAAAGGUGGCAAGCCGAGGUCGCCGAAACCGUUUUCGAAACUGUAAACAACGAGGCUGACAAGAUGGAGAAUAAGAAAAAAGCGAAGCAAAAAUUACGAUUCGAUACGGACGAAAAAGAAUCCGAUUGUAUUUUACACGGUUACAUUAAAAAAUUGGGUGGACCAUUUGCAAGCGCUUGGCAAACGCGAUAUGCGAAGCUCUACCCUAAUAGGUUGGAACUACAUCCGGAAUCGACGACGAAGCCGGAGCUCGUAUUUCUCGAUCAAAUCGAAGAAGUUGGGGCGGAUCUUCAACUCGUCAAAAGCGAACAAUGCAUCGUCGUACGAACUCGCGAAGCUAAAAUUGUGUUAACCAAUCCUGACGAGAUAAGUCUGAAGGAGUGGGCGCUCUCAUUAAGAUCAGCGCAUAAAUGUUCGAUGGAGAUGUUGGGCAACAUGGCAAGAAAGGCUUACAAGAUCUACGGGACUGAGCGUGACGCGGUAAUUCCGCCGAUUCAGCGAUCGACGAAUGGCAAUUGAGGAUAAUUACAAUCGCGAACCGUAUGAGAAACGUAAGAAUGAAAAAAAGAAGAAAAAAAACUAAUAAGAAGAUAACAACAAGAGAAACAAAAAAAAUAACAAAAACGAAAGGGAAACAAAAAGAAGAAAAACGAUUAAUCGUCGUCACACUCCAGUCCCCACUGCCCCGCAGCAGCAAAAACCAGCAGCAGCAAAUUUUUUUAUACUACGAAUAAAAGAAAAAGUGAAGAAAAAUAAAAAAAAAGUAGCGUUUCAAAGAUCGAAAUAUCGUUCAAAUCGAUCCACAUGAGUACAUCGAUUGUGCAUCGUAAUUUCGAAAUAUCAAUGAAAAUAUAGCGAAGGGCUUCGCUCAAUAUACAACGAGACUUCGAUAAAUCAGCACAUAUGUCGAAAAGAACGAUCCGUGUAUCGAAAUAGAUCGGAAAAAUCGAUGAGAUAUAGAGAAAUUUUCUGAGGGACGAGGAAAGUUCGCGAAUGCGAGGACCUAAAACGCGACGAAAAAUAACGAGCGAAACUGAUAAAAACAUAACGAAAGCGUUGAGGUGUGAGAGAACAACGAGGCUUCUGUUCGUGGAAGUUCUCGAACCUCCUUACUUCUUAUUAGCGUAAUACCAACGACCACCAAUCUCCUCCCCCACCCGUCUCCUGCCCUCAUCCUUUUUUUCCUACUUACUUAACGAAUUACCUGGCCCGGUAAAAACGAAAAGGUUAAAAAACGAAAGUUUCAUAAACUUCCCUCUGCCCUCCAUCUUGUACGGCGAAUAGCGUCGCGCUGUAUAGAGAUUCUAGCAAAGUAGAGGACCGAAAUGCCUCCCCCGAUCUCCUCGUGCAUUUUUGCCUAAUUUUUCCCCACGUGGCCCGCGCGCUUGGGGAAAUGGGGGUCGUCCGGGGUUGACAGGGGGGACGAUCGGUAAAAAUCGGAUGCCAUAGCGUCACGUCGUUAUAUUUGUACGUUUUAGUCUGUAUAUGUGCAGUGUGGCGUUAGCGAUUAGCGAUAUUUGACCACACCGAUACACACCAAACCACACAGCCGAAAGAGCGCCGUGGAAAUCAAAUUGAACGGGAAAUUAUUAAUAAAUUAAAAAUAAUUUGAAGGACAACUAUGAAAAAAAGGAAAAUAUAUUCACAAACCGACACUCACAUUAAAAUAAUGAUAAAUGAAACAUAAGAAUUUGGGGAUCAUUUAAUAUCCCUCCUUCCAUAAAAUUCGAUUUUAAUAUCACUUUUUUCCAUUUAUUUUUUCUUCCCCCCUUUACCAAGCGAGAAAAUAUGAAAGCAGGACGUUCACCCUCGUCAGACCACUGACACACCGAUACUGUAUCAUACCCAAUCGAUAUAUUAUUACCCAGCAAGAUGAAAAUGUACUUUUAAUUAUUCUACGUUGUAAUAUUCUUCGUUUACUUAAUUUAUUUUACUAACGCCCUGAAAACGUUUUAUAUUACUUGUAUACAUCGUUGCAAUUAUAUGAAAAAAGAUACACACACGAAGUAAAGAACACGAGAGAGAGAGAGAGAGGAAGGAACAAAUCCAUUAUUUAUUACGUUUACUAUUGUGUUAGAAUCUCACCGAUCGUGAAAAUCAAUGAAUACAUAAUAAUAAAACGGCCGUUUGUAUACUAUUGACAGGAAGAUUAAAAAAUCAUUACCAAAAUAACGAACAGAAACGAAAACAAGAAAAAUACAACAACAAAAAACUGAAUAUUGUUAUAACUGUGUAAGCUCGGGCUGACACCGCGCAGUUCGACCGAGCAAUAAAACAAAAAUAUGCGAUA
Messenger RNA from Venturia canescens, 5462 nucleotides. It is a transcript of the gene Gprk1, whose product is annotated as G protein-coupled receptor kinase 1. Gene Ontology annotation, molecular function: ATP binding; G protein-coupled receptor kinase activity; G protein-coupled receptor binding. Gene Ontology annotation, biological process: protein phosphorylation; G protein-coupled receptor signaling pathway; regulation of signal transduction. The record is from RefSeq and is a predicted model, not a curated record. The transcript is spliced from 14 exons. The coding region runs from base 1628 to 3691 and encodes 687 amino acids. Lineage: Eukaryota; Metazoa; Arthropoda; Insecta; Hymenoptera; Ichneumonidae.